Molecule: messenger RNA, 330 nt
Organism: Pantherophis guttatus
Lineage: Eukaryota; Metazoa; Chordata; Lepidosauria; Squamata; Colubridae
Source: RefSeq, a predicted model, not a curated record
GCGGGCCAUUUCUUCGCAGCCGGCUGCCGUCGAGCAUGGUGGCUGUAUGGACAGUCUGGCCGAGCAGCGGUUGACAGCGCCCGGCCUGCCCGCCCCGCCGCACCUGGAGCACUACAGCGUCUUGCACUGCACCAUGACCCUGGACGUCCAGACGGUGGUGGUCUUCUCCGUCAUCGUGCUGCUGCUGCUGGUCAACGUGAUCCUCAUGUUCUUCCUGGGCACUCGCUGAAGCCAGCCGGCCAGCCAGGGGCUCCUCCGCUCCCCCCGGCAUCAGCCGCCCCCGUCCCCUGACUCCGGCCGCCCCGAGAGCCGGCCCGCCGCCCGCCCGCC